UUGGAAAGAUGCGCUCCUUCCUGCUGUUCGCUGCCGUUGUGGGGCUCGCCUGCGGCGCUGCGGUGCCCAAAGGCCUACAUCAAGAGAAACACCACCGUUUCUCUGCAUCACGAUCCAGCCGCAACCUCCAAGAUGACCUUAACGACUUCCUGGCCCUCAUCCCCGUCGACGAAAUCGUCAACAUCGUCCUCACCUACGUCGCCAACGACGCUGAGGUGCAGGCCGCCCUCCAGUACCUCAUGUCUGACGAGUUCGAGAGCAUCGUCGUCUACAUUGACCAGCAGCCCGAGCUGUACGAUUUGCUGAACUUCCUCGAGGACUCGGGCCUUGACCCCUACAGCUUCCUCAACAUGAUCCACGACUUCCUGGGCAUUCCUCAGAUUACGAAACCCGCCAGCAGAAUGAGGAGGAGCAGCAGGAGCCUCAAGUCCAUGCUCGAUGAGAUCCUCGCCAUCCUCCCAGUCGACGAGCUGAAGGCUCUCUACAACGAGAAGCUGGAGACCAGCGCCGACUUUGCUGAACUCAUCAACAGGCUCAGCUCGGACGAGUUCCACCAACUGGUGCUGCGCGUGGGAGAGCUGGAGGCCGUGCAGAACAUGAUCCAGAUGCUCAGGGACGCCGGUAUCGACGUGGACGCCAUCGCCGACUUCUUCAGGAGGAUCUUCGGCUGGGCCUCAAAAGAAACAGCCUCCACCACAUUCAAGAUGAUCCAGCGGUUCCCAGCGAAAAAAUCCAGCCGCAACCUCCAAGAUGACCUGAACGACUUCCUGGCCCUCAUCCCCGUCGACGAAAUCGUCAACAUUGUCCUCACCUACGUCGCCAACGAUGCUGAGGUGCAGGCCGCCCUCCAGUACCUCAUGUCUGACGAGUUCGAGAGCAUCGUCGUCUACAUUGACCAGCAGCCCGAGCUGUACGAUUUGCUGAACUUCCUCGAGGACUCGGGCCUUGACCCCUACAGCUUCCUCAACAUGAUCCACGACUUCCUGGGCAUUCCUCAGAUUACGAAACCCGCCAGCAGAAUGAGAAGGAGCAGCAGGAGCCUCAAGUCCAUGCUCGAUGAGAUCCUCGCCAUCCUCCCAGUCGACGAGCUGAAGGCUCUCUACAACGAGAAGCUGGAGACCAGUCCCGACUUUGCUGAACUCAUCAACAGGCUCAGCUCGGACGAGUUCCAUCAACUGGUGCUGCGCGUGGGAGAGCUGGAGGCCGUGCAGAACAUGAUCCAGAUGCUCAGGGAUGCCGGUAUCGACGUGGACGCCAUCGCCGACUUCUUCAGGGGGAUCUUCGGCUGGGCCUCAAAAGAAACACCCUUCACCGCAUUCAAGAUGAUCCAGCGGUUCCCAGCGAAAAAAUCCAGCCGCAACCUCCAAGAUGACCUGAACGACUUCCUAGCCCUCAUCCCCGUCGACGAAAUCGUCAACAUCGUCCUCACCUACGUUGCCAACGACGCUGAGGUGCAGGCCGCCCUCCAGUACCUCAUGUCUGACGAGUUCGAGAGCAUCGUCGUCUACAUUGACCAGCAGGGCGAGCUGUACGAUUUGCUCAACUUCCUCGAGGACUCUGGCCUUGACCCCUACGGCUUCCUCAACACGAUCCACGACUUCCUGGGCAUUCCUCAGAUUACGAAACCCGCAAGCCGAAUUAGGAGGAGCAGCAGGAGCCUCAAGUCCAUGCUCGAUGAGAUCCUCGCCAUCCUCCCAGUCGACGAGCUGAAGGCCCUCUACAACGAGAAGCUGGAGACCAGCGCCGACUUUGCUGAACUCAUCAACAGGCUCAGCUCGGACGAGUUCCAUCAACUGGUGCUGCGCGUGGGAGAGCUGGAGGCCGUGCAGAACAUGAUCCAGAUGCUCAGGGACGCCGGUAUCGACGUGGACGCCAUCGCCGACUUCUUCAGGAAGAUCUUCGGUGAAAGUGAUAUAGAGGAGGACGUUAGUAAACAUGACAUUAUAAGCAGUGCAGGUGAAGUUAUUGUUGAUGGAAAGGUGCUUAAUGAUUUUAAUGCAGAAGGAUCUGAUAGGGAUUUCGCACGAUUUCCUGAAAAUGACAGCAUGGAAGAAAAUGAAAUGAAAGUUAUCGAAGAACCUCCAGAUGAUACUAUACUGGGGCAAGCCUUAACCAAUGUUUUGAAUGGAUGUGAAUUACAGGAACAAAAAGAACCACCAGAUAAAAUAAUAGCAGGACAGGAGAUGUUGUAUCUUGCAAAAGACUUUGAAAUUCCAAAAACUAAAAAGCCACCUGAUGAAACAAAACGUUGGCAAGAUCUGAAUAGGUGCCACCCUAGAAGCAGCGGUAUCGCAGUGCGGUCUACAGUUGGAAAGAUGCGCUUCUUCCUGCUGUUCGCUGCUGUCGUCGGCCUCGCCUGCGGCGCUGCGGUCCACAGGGGCCCAAAAUCUGAAAAAUUUCAACGCUUCCCUACGUCGAAAUCAAGCAGAAACCUUCAAGAUGACCUGAACGACUUCCUGGCCCUCAUCCCCGUCGACGAAAUCGUCAACAUCGUCCUCAACUACGUCGCCAACGAUGCUGAGGUGCAGGCCGCCCUCCAGUACCUCAUGUCUGACGAGUUCGAGAGCAUCGUCGUCUACGUCGACCAGCAGCCCGAGCUGUACGAUCUGCUCAACUUCCUCGAGUCCUCUGGCCUUGACCCCUACGGCUUCCUCAACACGAUCCACGACUUCCUGGGCAUUCCUCAGAUUACGAAACCCGCCAGCCGAAUGAGGAGGAGCAGCAGGAGCCUCAAGUCCAUGCUCGAUGAGAUCCUCGCCAUCCUCCCAGUCGACGAACUGAAGGCUCUCUACAACGAUAAGCUGGAGACCAGCGCCGACUUUGCUGAACUCAUCAACAGGCUCAGCUCGGACGAGUUCCACCAACUGGUGUUGCGCGUUUUGGAGCUGGACGCUGUGCAGGAGUUGAUCCAGAUGCUCAGGGACGCCGGUAUCGAUGUGGACGCCAUCAUGGACUUCAUCCGCAAUCUCUUCGGCUGGGCUGAUUCCGGCUCCUUGAAACUGAAGCCAUUCCAUGGUGCAAGGAUGAUCCAGCGUUUCCCAGCAAAAAAAUCCAGCCGCAACCUCCAGGAUGACCUGAACGACUUCCUGGCCCUCAUCCCCGUCGACGAAAUCGUCAACAUCGUCCUCAACUACGUCGCCAACGACGCUGAGGUGCAGGCCGCCCUCCAGUACCUCAUGUCUGACGAGUUCGAGAGCAUCGUCGUCUACGUCGACCAGCAGCCCGAGCUGUACGAUCUGCUCAACUUCCUGGAGUCCUCAGGCCUUGACCCCUACGGCUUCCUCAACACGAUCCACGACUUCCUGGGCAUUCCUCAGAUUACGAAACCCGCCAGCCGAAUGAGGAGGAGCAGCAGGAGCCUCAAGUCCAUGCUUGAUGAGAUCCUCGCCAUCCUCCCAGUCGACGAGCUGAAGGCUCUCUACAACGAUAAGCUGGAGACCAGCGCCGACUUUGCUGAACUCAUCAACAGGCUCAGCUCGGACGAGUUCCACCAACUGGUGUUGCGCGUUUUGGAGCUGGACGCUGUGCAGGAAUUGAUCCAGAUGUUGAGGGACGCUGGCAUCGAUGUGGACGCCAUCAUGGAUUUCAUCAGGAAUCUCUUCGGCUGGGCUGAUUCCAGCUCCUUGAAACUGAGACCUUACGUCAUAGUCAAGAAGAUCCAGCGCUUCCCAGCAAAAAAAUCCAGCCGCAACCUUCAGGAUGACCUGAACGACUUCCUGGCCCUCAUCCCCGUCGACCAAAUCGUCAACAUCGUCCUCAACUAUGUCGCCAACGAUGCUGAGGUGCAGGCCGCCCUCCAGUACCUCAUGUCUGACGAGUUCGAGAGCAUCGUCGUAUACGUCGACCAGCAGCCCGAGCUGUACGAUCUGCUCAACUUCCUCGAGUCCUCUGGCCUUGACCCCUACGGCUUCCUCAACACGAUCCACGACUUCCUGGGCAUUCCUCAGAUUACGAAACCCGCCAGCCGAAUGAGGAGGAGCAGCAGGAGCCUCAAGUCCAUGCUCGAUGAGAUCCUCGCCAUCCUCCCAGUCGACGAGCUGAAGGCUCUCUACAACGAUAAGCUGGAGACCAGCGCCGACUUUGCUGAACUCAUCAACAGGCUCAGCUCGGACGAGUUCCACCAACUGGUGCUGCGCGUUCUGGAACUGGACGCUGUGCAGGAGUUGAUCCAGAUGCUGAGGGACGCUGGCAUCGAUGUGGACGCUAUCAUGGAUUUCAUCAGGAAUCUCUUCGGCUGGGCUGAUUCCAGUUCCUUGAAGCUGAGGCCUAUCAUCGCAGUCAAGAAGAUCCAGCGCUUUCCCGCAAAAAAAUCCAGCCGCAACCUGCAGGAUGACCUGAACGACUUCCUGGCCCUCAUCCCCGUCGACGAAAUCGUCAACAUCGUCCUCAACUACGUCGCCAACGAUGCUGAAGUGCAGGCCGCCCUCCAGUACCUCAUGUCUGACGAGUUCGAGAGCAUCGUCGUAUACGUCGACCAGCAGCCCGAGCUCUACGAUCUGCUCAACUUCCUCGAGUCCUCUGGCCUUGACCCCUACGGCUUCCUCAACACGAUCCACGACUUCCUGGGCAUUCCUCAGAUUACGAAACCCGCCAGCCGAAUGAGGAGGAGCAGCAGGAGCCUCAAGUCCAUGCUCGAUGAGAUCCUCGCCAUCCUCCCAGUCGACGAGCUGAAGGCUCUCUACAACGAGAAGCUGGAGACCAGCGCCGACUUUGCUGAACUCAUCAACAGGCUCAGCUCGGACGAGUUCCACCAACUGGUGCUGCGUGUUCUGGAGCUGGAUGCUGUGCAGGACUUGAUCCAGAAGCUGAGGGACGCCGGUAUCGAUGUGGAUGCCAUCAUGGACUUCUUCAGGAAGAUCUUCGCAGCGACCAAGUCUGCACCCCAGCCGUGUGAGGAAGGAGAGCAUCAGCAAAUCGAUUCGAGCUCAGACACGGCGAUGCGGGAAGUGCCUACUGCUUGUCGUGAUCCACAUGAAACGGACACGCGCUCCCGCAAGCAGAGGUCACCCAAUCGACGAAUGAAGAGGAGGCUGUCUACAGGAAAUGAUUCUCGAGGUGGUGACAAGUUGCACGAGGAUGAGGAAAAUCCGUCUGCGGCCAGCGCUGUUGACCUCACACCAAAGGUUCCUGGUUUGCUGCUGGCAACGUCCGCCCAAGGACAAAGCCAAGAUGACGAUGCUCAGGUCACCUUCGAGCCCACUGGCGAUUUUGCGGCUAAGACACCGGAAGAACACCAUGCGUCGCCUAACAUACCACAGCUCCAGCUUGGUGGUUGGCUGUCCGAGAUGGAGAUGGAAAGAAUGAUAUCAGGCGGCUCGUUGGACGGACAUCUUGUCUCAAUCCGAUCAAUAAUAUGUACGAAUGCAGAUGUAGAUGGAGGUGAACAGACAUAUCUCUACACGAAGUCUUACCAAGAAAAGAUAAAUAUUUUUCACCUAUAUCCUAUAUGCUGUGGACCAAAAACUGAAAAAUUACAACGCUUCCCUACAUCGAAAUCCAGCCGUAACCUCCAAGAUGACCUGAACGACUUCCUUGCCCUCAUCCCCGUCGACGAAAUCGUCAACAUCGUCCUCAACUACGUCGCCAACGAUGCUGAGGUGCAGGCCGCCCUCCAGUACCUCAUGUCUGACGAGUUCGAGAGCAUCGUCGUCUACGUCGACCAGCAGCCCGAGCUGUACGAUCUGCUCAACUUCCUCGAGUCCUCAAGCCUUGACCCCUACGGCUUCCUCAACACAAUCCACGACUUCCUGGGCAUUCCUCAGAUUACGAAACCCGCCAGCCGAAUGAGGAGGAGCAGCAGGAGCCUCAAGUCCAUGCUUGAUGAGAUCCUCGCCAUCCUCCCAGUUGACGAGCUGAAGGCUCUCUACAACGAGAAGCUGGAGACCAGCGCCGACAUUGCUGAACUCAUCAACAGGCUCAGUUCCGACGAGUUCCACCAACUGGUCCUGCGUGUUUUGGAGCUGGAUGCUAUGCAGAACUUGAUCCAGAUGCUGAGGGAUGCCGGUAUCGAUGUGGAUGCCAUCAUGGAUUUCUUCAGAAAUCUCUUCGGUUGGGCUGAUUUCGGCUCUUUGAAACUGAGACCUAUUGUAGCAGUCAAGAAGAUCCAGCGCUUCCCCACAAAAAAAUCCAGCCGCAACCUGCAGGAUGACCUGAACGACUUCUUGGCCCUCAUCCCUGUUGACGAAAUCGUCAACAUCGUCCUCAACUACGUCGCCAACGAUGCUGAGGUGCAGGCCGCCCUCCAAUACCUCAUGUCUGAUGAGUUCGAGAGCAUCGUCGUCUACGUCGACCAGCAGCCCGAGCUGUACGAUCUUCUCAACUUCCUCGAGGACUCUGGCCUUGACCCCUACGCCUUGCUGAACGCGAUCCACGACUUCCUGGGCAUUCCCCAGAUUACGAAACCCGCCAGCCGAAUGAGGAGGAGCAGCAGGAGCCUCAAGUCCAUGCUCAAUGAGAUCCUCGCCAUCCUCCCAGUCGACGAGCUGAAGGCUCUCUACAACAAGAAGCUGGAGACCAGCCCCGACUUUGCUGAACUCAUCAACAGGCUCAGCUCGGACGAGUUCCAUCAACUGGUGUUGCGUGUUUUGGAGCUGGACGCUAUGCAGAACUUGAUCCAGAUGCUGAGGGACGCCGGUAUCGAUGUGGAUGCCAUCGUGGACUUCUUCAGGAAUCUCUUUGGUUGGGCUGAUUCUGGCUCUUUGAAACUGAGACACAUUGUCCCAGUGAAGAUGAUCCAGCACUUCCCAGCAAAAAGAUCCAGCCGCAACCUGCAGGAUGACUUGAAUGACUACCUGGCCCUCAUCCCCGUCGACGAAAUCGCCGCCCUCCAGUACCUCAUGUCGGACGAGUUCGAGAGCAUCGUCGUCUACGUCGACCAGCAGCCCGAACUGUACGAUCUGCUCAACUUUCUCGAGUCCUCUGGCCUUGACCCCUAUGGCUUCCUCAAAACGAUCCACGACUUCCUGGGCAUUCCUCAGAUUUCGAAACCCGCCAGCCGAAUGAGGAGGAGCAGCAGGAGCCUCAAGUCCAUGCUCGAUGAGAUCCUCGCCAUCCUCCCAGUCGACGAGCUGAAGGCUCUCUAGAACGAGAAGCUGGAGACCAGCCCUGACUUUGCUGAACUCAUCAACAGGCUCAGUUCAGACGAGUUCCACCAACUGGUGUUGCGCGUUUUGGAGCUGGACGCUGUGCAGGACUUGAUCCAGAUGCUGAGGGACGCCGGUAUCGAUGUGGAAGCCAUCAUGGACUUCUUCAGGAAGAUCUUCGGCUGGACGUUUUAA
This is a messenger RNA of Schistocerca serialis cubense, 7277 nucleotides long. RefSeq lists its product as uncharacterized. NCBI's taxonomy places the organism in Eukaryota, Metazoa, Arthropoda, Insecta, Orthoptera, Acrididae. The record is from RefSeq and is a predicted model, not a curated record. The transcript is spliced from 39 exons.